CUAGGCAACGAACAAGAAGUGGACAUGGCUAUCCCUGAUGACAACGAGAUAGAGGUGGAAAUUAUUGAAGUCCAAAUGGAUGAGGUAAUGAUGGACAUAAAUGAAGAAGACCCAUUGCAACCCGAGGAAGUGGUACAAGGUGACAUUGAGUUUGUGGAUUUACUGCCUGCUGACGCAGAGGCAGUAUUUGAAUUCAGGGAUAUAUUUGACGUUUUACUACCAGGCGUCGAUGAAGAGUUUGUGCCGAUUCCACCGGGUGUUCCCAGAGCGCACGUGCCCAUGAGAGACCGUCUGGCUGGCAUUCAAUAUGAACUUCCAGAGCGCCAUGACAUUGGACCAUUGGAUGCCGUCUGCACGCAAUGUGGUGCCCGUCAUUUCUCUUGCGAACGUGUAAACAGAAAUCAUUUUACAACGUGUUGUAAUAACGGUCAAAUGGAGAGCGUGUGUUGGGUCAACCACCAGAGUUAUUAA
Aphis gossypii (cotton aphid) is the source of this 471-nucleotide messenger RNA. RefSeq lists its product as uncharacterized. Lineage: Eukaryota; Metazoa; Arthropoda; Insecta; Hemiptera; Aphididae. The transcript is spliced from 2 exons. The record is from RefSeq and is a predicted model, not a curated record. Bases 25 to 471 code for a protein of 148 amino acids.